CCGACUGCUAAAACGUGGACAAUCUUCAACGACACCGAAUGUUAUAUACAUGAUUCGCCGGUGGCGUUACACGCCUGCAUGCCUGAUGCUCCGUAUACCAAGUUGGAGCCAUUUACCUACGGCAACGGGAAAUUGACUGUCGACCGAUACCAGAGGUUAACUCCAUCGUCGGACUACACAGUGUCUUUCACCCAAAACUGCGAAGUGACUAAUGCCUGGAAGGUGCAGACCUGGGAAGAUGGUUAUGUACUGGCGUACAUGCGUAUUUACGGCAACUUCCGUGACGUGUCGAGCUCCAGUGAAUUCGAUGACUUAUUCAGACGACCAGACAUCUGCCCCGAAGACCUCCCUGAAGUGUUUGGUAGGAGCGGCGAUACUGUCCAAAAUGAAGAAAAGAUCAAGCAACUCCUUUAUGAGGCUGAUCAGUUUCUGCCGUGAUGCGCCUGGUCACUGCAGAACACGUUCUGAGAGAUCAAACUUUUUUUGUGUUUUACGAUUAAUUUUUUCAAAUUUUAAUUUAUUCGUUUAUCAAUCUUAAUCUGCCACCUUGUCAAUUGGAGUUUAAUACACAUACUGUUACAUACCUGCAGUCUUUUGGUACCAAAACAAUACGGCAAGAACCGUUUAAACCGCACUGUCAUUCAAUUUGCACGAGUCGGAAGCUGCUUCAUGUUUGGUUAAAGGCCAAUUUUGGGGUUAGCACGGAAUUGUUCUGCUGGCGCGGUAUGAAAAGCACAAAAUUUGUGGUCGUAAGCGCAGAAUUCUGUGGUUAGCAGAUCAAAUCCAAGGAAUGGGCCCUGCUUGAACGGUGAUUGGCAGUGCCACACACGCCGAGGUGAGUGGUGAUUGGUCACUUGGCAAGUUGUGAUGCGCUAGUCUGGU
This is a messenger RNA of Patiria miniata (bat star), 882 nucleotides long. RefSeq lists its product as uncharacterized. Bases 79 to 438 code for a protein of 119 amino acids. The record is from RefSeq and is a predicted model, not a curated record. The transcript is spliced from 4 exons. Lineage: Eukaryota; Metazoa; Echinodermata; Asteroidea; Valvatida; Asterinidae.